GUCACAUGCAAUCAUUUUCCUUGCUGUUGCUUAAAGAGAGUGUCACUGCUGCUGGCUGUGCAGAGCUAAGUAUAAACUAGUGUCAUUUGGAGCUUUGAAUCGGGAAUGUUUCCAUUGCCAAUGUGACUGUGAAAUCAAUUGAGGUGGAAAACAUAACCGUUAUUAAGGACUUUAAAUAUUUUACCUUGCAUCUUUAUCUGGUGAGAGACCACAGCUGGACUUGGUGCAUUUUCAAUAAUAUAACGAGUGAUGGAUCGCAGUAGCCUGCUCUCUGUACCAGGUAACUUUGAAGCCUCACAGAUGCAUCAACUCUCAGAGCAAUUGGAAACAAUCCCGGGCUGUGAAGCUGCGAGAUCCAUGGUCACUGCAGAGACCUCCAUCACAGCAUGUAAAAAGGUUCUGUGCAGUAAUAGUUUAUUGGACUCUGCGGAAUAUUGGCUGCAGAAUGAGAAGAAACUCUGCCAGGUUGGAUUCCUAGAGGAUAAGGCAAGAAGUAGUUGUCCCACGAUCUGUUUUGUGAACAUUGAUGGAGUGGAUACAAGCAUCAAUAGUAAGGAACUGCAACAGAAAUUAGAUACUGUAUCGCCUGAUCUCCCACACCUCAUCAAUUCUUUAAACAUUUGCCAGAUGAAAGAUAAUGAACUUAUCCUCGUGAGUGGACUAAUUGCUCCAGGAAGCUGUCAGGACAAUGCGGAUGAUUCCCAGGAUCAAAAGGAUGAAUCCACCAAAUAUUUGGAAGAUGAGUCCCUCCCACCUCCAACGCAGUGGACCAGACCCCCAGAUGUCUGUUUGGUUCAAUCAGCAAGAAGGUGCCGAAAGAAUGACAUGGCCUGUGUUAUUUAUGAAAUCAACAAAUGUAUGAUUGGCCUGGAUUAUUUCAAAGGAAGGAAAAAACAUCUUGUCAGCACCGCCAAUUGGAAGACAGAGGAAGAGACUAAUUACUCAGGUUCAUCCAUUGAGGAGGAUUUUCUCACUGCCUCUGAACAACUCAAUGAUGAGCAAGGUGAAGCCAGCAAUGACCUAAAAGACCCUCCGAGGAUUAGUGGGUUUGAUCCAGCACGAGGCACUAAAAAAUCAAAAGCAAAAUCUAGGGUUCUCUUGCAAAUGCGACAAAAUAAAGGCAACAGAUUUUGCCAAAAUGCAUGCAAUCUCCAAGAUACUUCAGCACACAAGUGUGCAGAUGAGGAGAGCUCUGGAAGUGUCCCAUUGCUUUGCUGUGAGGGCAACAACGUUCCUGAAGAAAGAGAUGGAGAACGGCAUAAGUCAGAAAGAAAUGUACAAGAAGAAACACUUGUCUUAAAGUCUCCUCAUAGCAACCAUUUAGCAAAUUCUGGUCUAGAGGAACACCACAACUCUUGCACAAUUGAAUGUGUCGGUACGCACAUUCACACCGACUCUUCAGCAGCACCAGUAGAUACACAGGACACAGAAGAUAAACCUAGUGCCUCUCCAUCUCUGAAGGAGAAUCACUGCAUGGAGGGUGAUUAUGCUUCAAACUUAGCAGAAUCUGUUUUGCAGGAUGCUUUUAUUAGACUGUCUCAGUCCGAGCCUACUUUUACAACAGAGGCUGCAGUCAGCAUCUCCGCAGAAAGUAUUGAUGCCCUUUCACCCAGCAAUACAAAAGAAAGUGUUACAAAUCCUCCUUGUCCAUGGAAUGUACUUCCCAAAAUUGUUAUUGUACAAAGUCCAGACAAUUGUGAUAAUGCUUCAGAAUGGCAAGAACCUUGCAGCCCGACAAUAGCUUCAUGCUUGGACUCUGAUCCAUUCAAUGAAACUCCAUGUUAUGCACAGGAAAACAUUAUUGACCAGAAUAAUUCUGAGUCAACUGGAUUGCCUCCUAGUUCUGUAGAGGUAGCUCUGGUCUGUGCAGCAAAUGUUAUAGGGACUAUUUCAAGCCCUUAUAUAACUGAAAGUCUACAGCUGGACCAGGCCUUAUAUGAUGUAGCAGAGAAUUUGCCUUGUGAUAGAGAAAAUGGAGAUGGAGCCUUACCAAGUGGUUCUAACUGUGGUGACAUGAACUUCUCAUUCUCAUCAGCUCUCUAUGGUGUGACCCAGGUGGCCAGCGCCAUAGGAGUUGCAGGCUUAAAUGAUGAGCCAGACCUGAGCUUUCCUGCUACUUCAAGUGGCCUCCUGUCUGCAGCUGAAACCUCUGCCGCAGUUACCCUCCAGUGCAGUGUCGGUGUCGGCAGCUGUGUAGAAACAUUUGCCCAUAACAUUGCUGAGGUAUUGUUCAAAGAAGCAGCCACUGUUCUUAUAAAACCAGACAAUUACAGAAGUGUUGGUGGAUUUAUGGAAUCUGUCGACCGAAAAAUAAUUGAAACAGUGACAAGACCAAAAGUCUCCCAUUGGGAGGAGUUGUCAAAGGAUGAUUUUGCCUUGAAUAUGUCAAAUUUAAUUCUAAAACAUUCUUUUGAAGAAGCAAAUAGCAAGGUGGGAAAAGUACAUCAGGAAAAGGAAAAUCAUUCGGGUGUAAAUCCAACCACCAUAUUUAUUGAAAGUGUGAAUAAGUCUCUCUUCAGUAUAUUAUAUUUUACUUGCAGGAAAAUCAAGGACAUUGUUGGGCACAAUGAUGUCACCAUGCUCUUUCAAGAUGAUGGGAUAAUGAAUAGUAAGGAUUCGGAAAUGACCAAUAAAGUGGAAGGAAUAUCAGUUAACCAUAAUCCCAAUGGCAGCAUUGAAAAUGUUGGUCAUGUACCCUCUGGUCAAGGGAACCUGACAGACCCCACAACCUCCUACGAGAAAAGUUGUGUAGGGCCAGAUCUGUCACAGCAGGUUAACCUGAACCCAAUGUGGCUUCACAGCAGACGGGGUAGUGACUGUGCAAACAUUGCACACAAUUUGACCAAUCAACUGAGAUCAAGGAAUAAUGGAGCUGCAAUUACCAAUGUUGCUGUCCCACAACAUCAGCAGAAUAUAUGCAACAAAGAUAUAAAUUCAUCUUUCUCCACUGAUGCUCUUGAGGUGGAUAGCAGAUACGCUAGUGCAGUUCAGGCCCGGACAUAUACUUACAUCGGCACACUUACAGAUAUGAGAGCCCAACCUCACCCAGAUAAAGACCAGAACGUCCUUAUGAUAAGUCCACCAAAUACUGCAAGUCCAUCUAAAUCUCCAUUCCAAGUUGAAAAAUCAGCAGAUACAAACCUAUCAAUAAAUGGAUUUGCUGACCAGAUAUCAAAGACGGUUGUUUCCAUGGCAACAGAAAUGGCAGCUAUUUGUCUUGAAAACACAAAUGCCAAGCAACCAUGGUUCUGUCCAUGGAAAACAAGGCUUGGUGACCAUGACAAAUUUUUGGUUCCACAGUCAUCAAGAGCUCUCACUAGGGGUAAAGAAUCUCAGACUACAACAGCCAAGAGACUUAAGCCACCCCGACUUAGUGAAAUCAAAAGAAAAACACAAGAGAAACCUGAGCUAAAGGAAAAGCUAAUGAACAGAGUGGUUGAUGAAUCAUUGAACUUUGAUGAUGCCUUGGACCAAAUUAACAACUUCACUCAUGAGGUGACAGCUAAAAUAGUGAACUCAGCUGAACUAACAGUGAUAGACUCUAUGAGGCAAGGACAAGGGCUGACAAGAAACAGGCUACUGGGUGACAGAUGGAGCAGGGGAAAGACGUCCAGUUAUGAAAGCAUUCCAGAAGAGGACAUGGAUUUUAACAGCUCGUGGGCUGCUCUUGGCGCCAUGACUAAAUUUGGUCAGCCAAUAAGCAGGUCCAGUUCCAUCUCUAAGCAAUCAAGCUGCGAGAGUAUCACCGACGAGUUUUCCAACUUCAUGAUGAAUCAGAUGGAAAAUGAAGGCUGGGGAUUUGAGCUGUUGCUGGAUUACUAUGCCAGCAAGCAUGCCAGCAAUAUUUUAAAUGCAGCUCUGCAGCAGGUGUGCAGAAAGAGUGGUCACCUUGGUGUAAAUGCAACGUGUCUGUCAAAACAAUCUAGUACAGAGAGCAUAACAGAAGAGUUUUACAGGUACAUGCUCCGUGAACUGGAUAAAGAAAGCAAAGAAACAAAAGCCAACAAAGAGUUCCACAAUAUGUUGCUUCCCCCUGCUGGGAGAACGACUUUAUGUUUUAGGCAAUCUUCAAUGCCUGACAGACGAGCAUCAGAGGGAAGAUUAACAGUAACUCCCCCCGUGAAAGCAAACUCCUUUGAUGGCUUUGUCCAGAAUGAUCGCAGAAACACCUUGCAUGUACAUCUAGGCGAUGCACAAUUGUCUACAAACCUGUACAAAUCCCUAACAGACUCUUGUUUAUAUCGGAAGAACAAAACUGACCACAUCACCGACAUGUUGAUAAGUGAAACUUGGUCCAAUUCCAUUGAGGCUCUAAUGAGGAAAAAUAAAAUUAUCUGUGAUGAUGCUGACAUUCAGAGUGGUGAACAGUUGUCAGGUGGUGCCCAGCAACAUGCUGAACAGAGUCUCGCCACAGUAGUUACUGACACAGUUAAAUGUGGGAAAUCAAUCAGUAGCAGCCAGCAGGGUUCCGUUGAAACUGCAACCCAUGACUCUGGAACUGAAAGCAAAAUAUGUGAUUCAGACCUUGGCCACAGAGCAGAGAAAGCAAAAUUAGUGACUGACAAGAAGUGCUUCACUUCACAUGAUUGGGCAGCUGUGAAGAAAAAGAAAUUGUCUCACUGCCCAAGGGAAGUCCCUUCAAUUCAUAUAGAGAAUGAUCAAAAGGAAGAGAUCAAGCAAUGUCCUCAGGGGAAGGCUGCUGGCAGUACUAAAAGACAAAUGGAACGUAAGUUUCCUGAAGCUGAUUCUGAAGGACAGACUGAAUCUGGCUCGCUGAUGUCCAGCUUUAUGAAGAAUCUGGUGGCAUUGGAGAAUGCCACAGCUGAAGAGAAUCCCUGCAGCUUAAGCACCAGUGAUGACAGCAUGGGGAGCUGGUCACAGCUCAUUAAUGAAGAAGACCACGCAGAAGACAGUAGUAGCUAUCUUCAUCUUAGUGAAAGCAACGGGAACAGCAGUGCUUCAAGUAGUCUUGGCCUAGUGGAUCUGGAUGCCUAUCAGGAGAACCUCUCGAUACGCACUUUACCCAGUGAAAUCAUCAGUGAAAAGGAGACAGUAAAAGAUAACCAAGAGAGUUUGGAUGAAAAUACAUCACAGAUGGCAAUUGGCACAUUCAACUGCCAUAUGGAUUUUCUUGUGCUGAACCUUGACCUAAGCCCUGAAUGUGUUGAUGCUGAAUUGAGAGCAAUUUUGCAGUGGAUAGCAGCUUCUGAGCUUGGUUUUCCAGUGAUUUACUUCAAAAAAUCUCAGGAAAAAAGGAUUCAAAAGUUUUUAGAUGUUAUCCACUUUGCUGACCAGAAAGCAUGGAAGCUCAAAGAUCUGUUUCUUGCAAUCAUGCAGUUCUGUGAACUACAAGAGGAUGGAGGAAGGCUUCCAACAAGCAGUCUGUUUGACUGGCUCCUUGAAUUUGGCUAAAUAUUACCUUACAUUUUUGGUUAUGUAGAUAGAAAGAAAUAAUAGCCAAUUUGAGACUAUUUGACAUUGGAGUCGAUUUAUAUGAAUAUUUUAAAGCCAGGUUGUGUUUUUCUUGAAGUGACUAAUCAUACAUUAACUGGGUCACACCAAGUGGUACUGUAUACAACAUGUGAAAACCAGCAGUUGGAUUUAUGUCAAAGAGCAAUUUGUUAUUCAUACCCAAGAUAUGGUGUUUCUGCCAUGUACUAAUUGCAGAGUUGAUGCAACUAUUUAUGACUAAAUGUGGAUAAAUAUGUUAUUUCAUCACCAAAGCAGCCCCACUAUUGCAGUGGGCACAGAGUGUACUCAUUUUGCAAUGUAAGUGUAUAAGAGCUGUCACAGAUGCAAAGCCACAGUCAAAGCUGAAUACAUUGUUAUCUUUUAUCUGAUCUGUACUGUACAUGUGAAGAUGAUGACACUGACAUACGCAAGCCAUAUAGUAUCAGACAAGCCUGUACUGUAUAUGUAAAUUUGUGUGGCAUGUAUUUAGAGCAGAUUUGGAUAGACUUUGGAAAAAUAUUUUUACAAUCAUCUUACUAAAACUGUACAUUAGAUGUACAGCAAGCUUGUCUGUCUGACCAACCAACCUUUCAGUUAGUGAAAAGUUCCAGACAGCUGACUACAAUGAUUUUAAUGUACUGAUGCUGUUUACUCUGUUGAAAUAGUCACACAAUAUUACGUCAAACACUAGAAUGUAAUACCACAAAAUGCUGCAUAUCCAAACCAAAACUUUUGCCAGAAUAGUGCAGCUAGCUAGCACUAAAGGAGCUAUACUGUUUGGCAACACAAACAAAUAAAUGAGAAUUAUUCCAGUUGGAAACUGCACAAAAUAAUUCUGAAAUUUGUCUAAAGCAGCCUAAUAGGAUAAAUGAAAGGAAAAUAACGACACUUUUUUUAGUGACUCAGUUUUGAGAAAAAAGAAUUGUCUUGAAGAGUUUCUUUUUGGUCGAAUUAUUUGUUUAAUUUCUAAACGGUACCAUUCCUCUGAAAUACCAUUUUGUGAAAAGCACAACCGAGAGGGGAACGUUGGCAUAAGCCACAAUUAAGGAUAAAAACAACAGCAUUUCAUUAAAACAAAUACUUUAGGUAAAUAAAAAAUUGGAUUUUGUACAAAAAUAUAUGGGUUUAUUUGUAAUACUUCAGUUUGCAGUUACUUUGCUAGAUUUAGUCAAAUAAUGCUUUUCUUAAAAUUUAUUACUAUACCCUAGUUAAAACAGUGAAAUAGAUUAGAAAAUAUGCACAUGAAAAUACCACUCAAUUCUUGUUUGGAUUUAAUGCUCUACCACAUAAACUAAUGUGGCAAUACUUUCUGGAUUACUAUAAGAACUUUGUAUGAAUCCCAAUUGUAUUCACGUUAUUUCAUGAAAAUAAACUCAUACUGGAUGUAUUCACAAUAAAUAUUGAUUAAAAGUG
Messenger RNA from Pristis pectinata (smalltooth sawfish), 6864 nucleotides. It is a transcript of the gene sphkap, whose product is annotated as SPHK1 interactor, AKAP domain containing. Gene Ontology annotation, molecular function: protein kinase A binding. Bases 250 to 5412 code for a protein of 1720 amino acids. The transcript has 12 exons. The record is from RefSeq and is a predicted model, not a curated record. Gene Ontology annotation, cellular component: cytoplasm. Lineage: Eukaryota; Metazoa; Chordata; Chondrichthyes; Rhinopristiformes; Pristidae.